AUGGAUCCCACUGUAUCCCACGAUGAUAUUUUCGUCGGAGAUGUGUUCACCCCGCAAGCCGACAGCACGCAGCCCUCCGUGGACAUUCCGACCAAUCAUCACGGCCCGGAUGACCACAUGGGAGACCGGCAGUCGCCGCGCAAAGAUAUGGCCAAUUACAAGGCGAAUGAAGAGGGUGCCAUGAAACCACCGGCUCUGAACCCAGAUUUGCUGACUGGCAAGGCGCGCCGAAAGAAGAAAAAGAAGCAGGCGAGUCAAGCCGAUCCGGCUCGAUCGACCGUACGUGGAUUCACACCAUUAGCCUCUGCCGAUGAGGACUCGGAUUUCUCUACGAAGAGCUCGCGCGCAGCAAAUUCGCGAACCGCUACUCCUGGUAGAAGAACCAGCCCCCGUGGACUUCCAGGUGGCCACGGAGUCAGCGCAUUAAAGCUACAACUCGAUUCACUGAACCUUUCCAGCAAAUCGACCACGGGAACUAGCGGGCUUUGCUCCGAGACUCCCAGCAACGCGAGUGUGUAUUCCGACAGUGAUCAAACCGAGAUCUUAACCAGCUAUGAAGUGCCUCUGGACCAGGAUUUCGUGAGCACGGACGCGGCAGACGAAGAACCGGACAGUACAGACCAAGGGACAGCAGCGAACAGUAUGGAUAUGCGAAGCCAGAUGUGUCGCAAGAUGACCGCGCAAGACUUCGAGCCUAUGCUCUGCCUCGGCAAGGGGUCGUUUGGAACUGUGUUGCUGGUGCGGCAUGUUGUCACAGGCAAGCUCUACGCUCAGAAGCAAUUCCGAAAGGCCUCGAUCACCGUACACAAAAAGCUAGUGGAACAGACCAAGACGGAGCGCACGAUCCUGGAGAGUGUCAACCGACACCCGUUUGUGGUCAAACUGUUCUAUGCUUUCCAAGAUCAUGAGAAGCUUUACCUGAUUCUGGAGUAUGCUCAGGGUGGCGAGCUGUUCACUCAUCUUGCCAUGGAACGCAUGUUUGAUGAAGAUGCCACUGCCUUUUAUAUGGCUGAGAUGGUGCUUGCCUUGGAACAUCUCCAUCAGAACGUUGGCGUCCUCUACCGCGAUCUGAAGCCCGAGAAUUGUCUUCUGGACCGCGAGGGUCACCUGCUUCUCACCGAUUUCGGACUGAGCAAGAUUGCGCUUAACGAUGAUGAGCGUUGCAAUUCUUCCCUAGGUACAAUUGAGUACAUGGCACCGGAAGUCGUGCAAGGCAAGCCGUACGGUAAAGCUUGCGACUGGUGGUCUCUCGGAGCUCUAGGCUUCGAUCUCCUCACCGGCUCCCCGCCCUUCCGCGCAGGCAACCAUGCCAAGCUGCAAGAGAAGAUUAUUAAACAGAAGCUUGUCCUUCCCUAUUUCCUUGGACCCGAUGCCAAAGACCUUCUCACCCGUCUGAUGCGCAAGGACCCAGCCAAACGUCUGGGUUACCACAUGCCCAAAGAUCUGUUAACCAUUAAAAAACACCGCUUUUUCCGCAAGAUCGACUGGGCUGCACUCGAACGACGCGAAGUUGACCCUCCAAUUAGGCCCGUCGUCACCGAUCCGGCUCUUGCUGAGAACUUUUCUCAGGAUUUCAUCAAUCUCCCUCUUAGUCCUACGGUUGCCAAUUGUUUUGAUGAGUUCUCUUCCUCUCCUUGUGUUCCUGGCCAUUCUCGCGCACUGUCCAUCGGACUUGGUGCGAAGCCCUCUGGUGAUAAUGAAAUGUUCGGUGGAUUCAGCUUCGUUGCUUCAAAGAGUCUACUGGAUCAUGGAUUAGGCAUCGAGGGAUGCUAG
This is a messenger RNA of Penicillium odoratum, 1773 nucleotides long. Its product is annotated as AGC family serine/threonine-protein kinase. The coding region runs from base 1 to 1773 and encodes 590 amino acids. Lineage: Eukaryota; Fungi; Ascomycota; Eurotiomycetes; Eurotiales; Aspergillaceae. The record is from RefSeq and is a predicted model, not a curated record. Gene Ontology annotation, biological process: protein phosphorylation. The transcript has a single exon. Gene Ontology annotation, molecular function: ATP binding; protein serine/threonine kinase activity.